CAAAGUGACUCAAGUAGCAGUAGUCACGUGACUUUUUUUACGCAGCGAACAAAACGCGCGAUAUUUCAUCUUUACGUCACCGACUGAGCAGCGGCAGGAACUAGUUUGCUAACUAACGGCACAACCUUUAGAUUUAACACCCCCCGUACUGUUUCUCUGAGCGUCCCGCUCUGAGUUUGAGAGUCCAGGAGAAGCAGGGCGAAGAGCGGUUCGCCGUUUGUCCGCCUCCGGCUUGUCGGGCACGUAUUCACGGAAGAAGUAGUCUCGUGCUAAUUAGCCAGAUUUGCGUCCACAAGUAGGUCACAGCUUCUUGUUUACGUCGGGCUCCUGUUCGUCUCCGUCGGCCCGCAGACGUUUUCUGCAUCGCGGACGAUGGUUCUGUUGAAAAACCUCCAUCCUCCCACCGAGGGUGUGCGGCACGAGCAAGCCGACACCGCGGCGGUGCUGGACGGGCAGAAGUUGGGCUGCGGCACGCUCUACGUCGCCGAAACGCGCCUGUCGUGGUUCGAUGGAUCGGGGAUGGGUUUCUCACUCGAGUAUCCCUCCAUCGGUCUGCACGCCAUCUCUAGGGAUGUCAGCGCCUACCCCCAGGAACACCUGUACAUCAUGGUGAACGGCAAACUCAGCGGUGAAUCACUUGUUACAGAUGAAAAUGAGGCAGAAAUGACUGAGAAAGCAGAUGACGGGGAUGAUGGCGGCAGCAGCAGCGAUGGGGAGGGUGAUGAUGAUGAGGGGCCCAUCACAGAGAUUCGAUUUGUACCUGGUGACAAGACGGCACUGGAGUCCAUGUUCUCAGCGAUGUGCGAGUGCCAGGCCUUGCACCCCGACCCGGAAGACGAGGACUCCGACAACGACUUCGAAGGAGAGGAAUAUGACGUGGAGGAGGCCGAAGCAGAGCACGGCCAUGCCGACGUGCCGACCUUCUACACGUGUGACGAGGGUCUGUCGGCGCUCACGCAGGAGGGCCAGGCUACGCUGGAGAGGCUGGAGGGGAUGUUGGCCCAGUCCGUCAGCCAGCAGUACCACAUGGCCGGAGUGAGAACCGAGGAAACCAAGGCUGACUUUGAAGACGGCAUGGAGGUGGACGCCGCAGCGAUGGAGGCUGGACAGUUUGAGGAUGCAGACAUCGAGCACUAGUGUCGAAGUCGUCUCCGGCUGAAGCGCCGACGGAUUAUUUGUCGGGACGUUUUUGUUUCCUUGUCCAACAGAUAUUCCUCCUCGUUCCGAGUCGUCUCCCGUUAAAGUUCGCGAUCAACAAACUGCCGUGGACUGGAGCAACAAACCGUUUCUUACUUCGACCUGAAG
This is a messenger RNA of Nematolebias whitei (Rio pearlfish), 1305 nucleotides long. RefSeq names its product chloride channel, nucleotide-sensitive, 1A (gene clns1a). Gene Ontology annotation, cellular component: pICln-Sm protein complex; cytosol; spliceosomal complex. Gene Ontology annotation, biological process: chloride transport; mRNA cis splicing, via spliceosome; spliceosomal snRNP assembly. The coding region runs from base 373 to 1137 and encodes 254 amino acids. The transcript has 8 exons. The record is from RefSeq and is a predicted model, not a curated record. Lineage: Eukaryota; Metazoa; Chordata; Actinopteri; Cyprinodontiformes; Rivulidae.